Molecule: messenger RNA, 2945 nt
Organism: Megalobrama amblycephala (Wuchang bream)
Lineage: Eukaryota; Metazoa; Chordata; Actinopteri; Cypriniformes; Xenocyprididae
Gene: anks3
Product: ankyrin repeat and sterile alpha motif domain containing 3
Exons: 16
Coding region: 254-2104 (616 amino acids)
Cellular component (GO): cilium
Molecular function (GO): protein binding
Source: RefSeq, a predicted model, not a curated record
UUGAAGUCGUCAGGCACGUAACAUAUCAGUGCUGGAGCAGAGCAUCAUGGGAUAUGUAGUUCUACAUUGCGCACUUGCCGUUCAUACUGUAUUAUGGGAAACAAACCAAAGACUACAAAUCCCUGAUUGCCCCCUACGACAUAUUCAACAACACUCCCCGGCUGAAACACAAAACUUCCUUUGAGUUGCCGCUGCUGUUGCGAUUUCUGAACAAAACUUUGAAUUGCAAAGUUUGAAUUAUUUCAAGAGGAGGAUGUCUGAACUGAGCGACGAGGCCAGCAGUGAGUCGGAUCAGUUAGGCGCGAGUCUGUCCGUGUGGCUGGCGGACGGUGGAGAUGCUCUGAUCGGCCCGGAGGAGCUGAACGUGCCGCUGGAUCUUCACACCGCCUGCUCUAUCGGACAGUAUGAUGUGGUGGCCGAAUGCAUCCGCAGGGGAGACGUGGAUUUGGAUGGGAAGAACAUUGGUGGUUGGACACCUCUGAUGUACGCUGCGUAUAUCGGUCACGAUAGCAUCGCUAACCUGCUGCUGGAGACGGGCGUCAGCGUCAACACCACCACGUCUAAAGGACUCACACCCCUGAUGCUCGCCGCCAGCUGUGGUAACGAGAGCAUCGCCUACUUCCUUCUGCAGCAAGGAGCGCAGCUCGAAUGUAAGGAUGUGCGUGGAUGGACGGCUUUGUUGCAUAGCACAGCUACUGGACAUCAGCAGAUGGUCAAAUUCUUAUUAGAGAAUCACGCCAAUGCAAAUGUCAAAGAGCCGCUGUCAGGAUUUACGCCGCUCAUGGAAGCUGCAGCGUCUGGCCAUGAAAUCAUCGUUCAGUACCUCCUCAACCAUGGUGUACGAACGGAGGAGAGGAACAUUAAGGGAGAAACGGCGAGAGCUCUGGCUAUGUUGUAUGGACACACCAAAAUCGCCAGCCUCAUCGACAUGCACGUUAUGAGAGCCAAAUCAUCUCUGUAUGAGGAGUUGAGCUCCUCUGAAGAAGAAAGUUCGAGCCCUAGAGUCCGUUCAGCUCGCACUAGAACCAGAGGACCCAGCAUUCACGAUGGCCCUCAAGCUAUCGCUCGCUUCAGAGUUGGCUCCAAACAAGAGGUUCCCGCGGCUCCACCCGGAUACAUGACCUUCCAGGGCGUUGGCGAUCAGAGCGAGGGAAUCUGCAAUCGUGACGUCACUUCCCCCAUCAAUGAGCUCGACGGCCAGAGCAAUAGCAGUAGAGAUGAGCUGUUCUUCGAUAAUGACAUGCCCACCAUGAGGAGCAGCAGCAGCAGCAGUGAAGGUUUGUCUCAUCUCCUCGGACUCAGCAGGGAGGCGUCGCUGGAAAGCAAUGAGGAUUCGGAUCAAGCAAAGAGGAGUUGUCCACGUCGAUCCAACAAGCUCCAGCAUUCCAAAGGCAGGAGUCCUUAUAACAGCACAGGUUACCGUGAGGCGCCGUCUUCCUCUGGACCUCCUCCUUCAUACACUGGACCCAAGGAUCUGGCAGAGUUUCUGGAGCAGAUCGGGUUCAGUAAGUACCUCCCCCUGCUGGAGGAGCAAGACAUUGACCUGAGAAUCUUCCUCACACUUACUGAGAACGACCUCAAGGAAGUUGGCAUCACUUUAUUUGGUCCUAAGAGGAAGAUGACAUCAGCAAUAGCCCGUUGGCAUAGUAACACCCGGCCACCCAGUGAUGCGUUAGAGCAGGCGUACGCCGACCAACUGGAGGCUGAGAUGCAGGAAAUGGCCAUUCAGCUUCAUAAGCGUUGUGUGGAGGUGGAGUCUCUACAGGCUCAGGUGUCUCAGGAGAAGGAGCUGCGUGCCGUGAUGGAGGGAUGUUUGAUGGAGGAGAAGAUGGCGUGGAAGAGCGUUCAGGCAGAGCUGCAGGAGAACACCAAACGCGUUCAGGCACUGAGUGGAAAACUACACGCUCUUCGCAACACACACACGCAGCUCGCGCAGGAAGACGGUCGAGCGGCGGGGAAAGGCGACGGGUUCACAUGCUCUCAGCUGCUGUCUAACAUGGACUCUCAUAUGGCGGAGCUCGCUGACAGUCUGAAGGAAGUCCUUCACAGUCUCCAGCAUCUGAGCGCUUCAGAGAAAAGCUCGCACAACUGGGAAGAAUCCUAGUGGCUGUCAAUGGGACACUCGCUUUUACUGACGGAGGGUGAAAGAUCACCCUGAACACACAAACGGCCGCAGGGACGGGCCAGAGAGGAGAUCUCGUGUCGGUCCAGUAUGACAUGAGUUCAGAUGGAGAUGACGGGCCGAACGAGGAGCAAAGUUGAUGGCAGGGUGGCCAAACAUGACAAGCAGGUGAAGAGAAUCUGUCACCUGUGCUCAAGUCACAUGGUACAUGACUGCAUCAUGAGAACUGACCAAUCGCAGACAGAGCUGUGUCGGACAGGGCGGAGCCGGAGAAAUUGAACUGCCCGUCAGGAAUUCAGUGUGAAUAACACAGAAAUACAUGUGUGGACACUGCAAGCACAGCUACUCUUUAUUGCUGUACAACCAAUCAAACCUCUGAUUAGAUUUGUUUUAUGUCUAUUUAAAGACUUAUAAGUCUUUUUUUUAAAAAUCAAACCUCAGAUAUCUGUACUCUUAUUGUCUUAAAUCCUAUGUAUGCUCUAAAUCCACUUAUCGGGCCUUGUUUGCCAAAACCUGCCAUAUUCAGUUCAAAUACAAAAAUGUACAUAGAAAUUCAUUCUGCUGGUGUUUCAUGAAUAAGGCCAUUUGUGACCUGAGCUGCACAUCCAGGUUUAUGGUCUUAUUGUUGGAGCUACUGUCAGUUUUAUAUUAUAAAAGUCAUAAAAUGUGUAAAAAUAUCAAUUUUAUAUUAUCUUUUUUUAAUGUAAAUCAGCUUGUCAACAUUUCUCAAUUAUGAAAACAAAGUCUGUUGUGUAAUUAUGUCACAUAAAUGUACAUAAAUCGAGUCUUUUAAAGUCUGGAAAUAAAGCAUUUAAAUCUGUAA